This is a messenger RNA of Closterium sp. Naga37s-1, 360 nucleotides long. The record is from the annotation of a GenBank genome assembly. Lineage: Eukaryota; Viridiplantae; Streptophyta; Zygnematophyceae; Desmidiales; Closteriaceae.
AUGCGCGUAACGCUUCUCGCGCCCAUCAACGGCGCGUUCACCUCCCUGCCGGCCGUCACGCGCCGCUACCUCACGCGCCGCGCCAGCGUCAUGCACCGCGUGCUCGCCUUCCACACUCUCGGCCGGAAGCUCUCUGCCGCUCAGCUGGCAGAACUACCGGCAGGAUCACUGUUCACAACAGGGUUUGAGGAGAUGGAGAUGGAGAAGGUAGAAGGGGAGGGUAUUGUGCUGGGCAAGCCAGUGUUGGGAGCUCAAGGGAGUGUACGAGUGGUGCUACCAGACCUCUACACGGAUGCACACAUGGUGGUGCAUGGAGUGAAUAGAAUUAUGGUGCCUGACAUUUUACUAGAUCUCCAGUGA